AACAACAGCACCUUCCACUUUAUUCAGACAUCCUUCAGUCACUCUGUUCCCAUUGUGAGCUGGUGUUUCAAACCCAUCAUGCCAAGGUUCAAUCUCUCAAAACUCCGUUUGCCAAAUCCUGGUCUGGAAGAUAGAAUUCCAUCCUAUGAUGAACUCGAGAGGAGAGAAAUCGAAGAGGUGGAUGAUCGACCCAAAUGGGACAACAAAGCUCAGUAUUUGUUAACAUGUGUUGGUUUUUGCGUGGGAUUAGGAAAUGUGUGGCGAUUCCCCUAUCUCUGUCAAAGCCACGGAGGAGGCGCAUUCAUGAUUCCAUUCCUCAUUCUCUUGGUGUUGGAGGGCGUCCCACUGUUGCAUCUGGAGUUUGCGAUUGGACAGCGAUUGCGGAAAGGCAGUGUUGGGGUCUGGAGUUCUAUCCAUCCUUACCUUAAAGGAGUGGGUAUAGCAUCAAUGUUGGUUUCAUUCCUGGUGGGUUUAUAUUACAACAGCAUAAUUGCGUUGGUUAUGUGGUACAUCUUUAAUUCAUUUCAAGAGCCAUUACCUUGGAGCAAUUGCCCAAUGGCAGAAAACGGUACAGGAUAUGUGGAGGAAUGUGCCAGGAGCUCUUCAGUAGAUUAUUUUUGGUACAGAGAGUCAUUAAACAUUUCAACCAGCAUCAAUGAUUCAGGCACAAUCCAGUGGUGGCUACUACUCAGUCUCAUCUGUGCUUGGUCUGUCCUAUAUGUAUGCACAAUCAGAGGCAUUGAAACAACUGGCAAGGCUGUAUACAUUACUUCUACUAUGCCUUAUCUGAUACUUACAAUCUUCUUGAUACGGGGCCUAACGUUAAAAGGAUCUGUUGAUGGAAUAAAAUUUCUCUUUACACCAGAUGUGAAAGAGUUGUCAAAUCCAACCACCUGGUUGGAUGCUGGAGCCCAAGUAUUUUAUUCUUUCUCCUUGGCUUUCGGUGGACUUAUAUCCUUCUCCAGUUAUAAUUCUGUUCACAACAACUGCGAGCAGGAUGCUGUGCUUAUCUCCAUCAUCAAUGGUUUCACAUCCGUAUAUGCAGCCACAGUAAUAUAUUCCAUUAUUGGCUUCCGAGCAACAGAGCAAUUUGAUGCCUGUUUUGAUAAAAAUAUCCUGAGUUUGACCAAUGCUUUUGAUCUACCAGAGCAAAAUCUGACCCAAACAAACUAUGAAGAAAUGCUUCACUUCUUAAACAGCACUAAUCCAGCAAAGGUCGCCUCUUUGGGCUUGAAAACCUGUGACCUGCAGGCAUUGCUGAGCCAGGGGGUCGAAGGCACCGGAUUGGCCUUUAUCGUCUUUACAGAAGCAAUUACUAAAAUGCCUGCCUCUUUUAUAUGGGCCAUUGCAUUCUUUCUGAUGUUAUUCUGUCUCGGACUUUCUUCAAUGUUUGGGAAUAUAGAAGGUGUUUUGGUUCCACUGGAAGAUUUAAAAAUCUUGCCAAAAAAGUGGCCCAAGGAACUAGUAACUGGCCUGAUUUGUCUGGUGUGCUUUCUAAUUGCCUUCAUCUUUAUCUUAAACUCUGGCAAUUAUUGGUUGGCUUUGUUUGAUGCCUAUGCUGGCUCCAUCCCUCUGCUAAUUAUCGCAUUCUGUGAAAUGGUGGGUGUUGUCUACAUUUACGGCAUUGACAGGUUCAACAACGAUAUUGAAUGGAUGAUUGGCCACAAGCCAAAUAUCUUCUGGCAAGUCACCUGGAGAUUUAUAAGCCCCCUCAUAAUGCUGGUUAUAUUCAUAUUUUAUUUUGUAAUAAAAGUGACUAGCAAGCUGACAUACAUUGUCUGGGAUCCAGAAUACGAAAAUUUCCCCCAGCUUUCUGUGGAGCAUUAUCCUGGUUGGGUGACCGUGAUCAUCGUAAUUCUGGCUGGAGUGCCUAGCUUAUGCAUACCUGGUGCAGCUAUCUACAUGUUCAUUAAAAACAAGUGCGGGAAGAAGGAUGACAAGAAAACUUUGGUCUAUACAAUACCCGAAACCCAAGAGAAAGGAAUAGUGAAUAACGGAAUAUAACCGAACUCGGCAGGUCACCAUGGCAAUUUGCACCACUCAUUCUGGGCCAAUUUGCAAUUCAAACAAACUAAGAACGUGAUGAUGCUGGAAUGUCUAAACUUUAUCUUAUUUUUUAUUUUGAUGAACAUUGGUUUGUUGUUUAGGUUUGGCAAUGAUGAAGUGGUUAGAUUACUUCAGACUGUCAACUCAGAAGCUAAACUACUGCACCUGUCCUGAGUUCCAACUUGAAAUCCCACCACAUCAGUGAUGAAAUUUCAAUUUGCUUUAUAAUCUGGAAUUAUAAAUCAUUAGUAGUGAUGAUCACUAACCAAUCAGACUGUCAUAAAAACUUACAAUCCUUGCUUCACAACUAUUCUUUAGGAAGGAAAUCUUCCAGUUCUUACCAGGUUUUACCAGUACAGUAAGUCUGCAUUAACCAAAUGUAUGACUGACUUAUGACAGAAGUGGCCAACAUUCAAAUCAAAUACAUUCUAGGAUGCAAAACAUCGAAGUCUGAAAACAAUGAAUAAAUAAUAAAAGGAGGCAGAUUACUUACACAUAAUUGAAAUAACCUUCAUUGUUCAUGCAUAGCUUAAAGGGGAAUUACGUCAGGUUGAAGUUAAAUAUGCCAUUACAGUGGUGCAGUUGUUAGCGUAACAUUAUUACAGCACCAGCGACCCAGGUUCAAUUCCCACUGGUCUCUGUAAGGAGUUUGUGUGUUCUCCCUGUGACUGCAUGGGUUUCCUUUUGGUGCUCUACUUUGCUCCCACAUUCCAAAAAUAUACCGCUUGGGAUGUUAAUUGGUCACAUGGGUGUAAUUGGUCUGUGUGGGCUGGUUGGGCUGGAAGGGCCUGUUACUGUGCUGUAUCCCUAAAUGAAAUAAAAUAACUAAAUAUUG
This is a messenger RNA of Hypanus sabinus (Atlantic stingray), 2881 nucleotides long. RefSeq names its product solute carrier family 6 member 19a, tandem duplicate 1 (gene slc6a19a.1). The record is from RefSeq and is a predicted model, not a curated record. Gene Ontology annotation, biological process: sodium ion transmembrane transport. The coding region runs from base 79 to 2004 and encodes 641 amino acids. The transcript is spliced from 12 exons. Gene Ontology annotation, cellular component: membrane. Lineage: Eukaryota; Metazoa; Chordata; Chondrichthyes; Myliobatiformes; Dasyatidae.